This is a messenger RNA of [Torrubiella] hemipterigena, 3702 nucleotides long. NCBI's taxonomy places the organism in Eukaryota, Fungi, Ascomycota, Sordariomycetes, Hypocreales, Clavicipitaceae. The record is from the annotation of a GenBank genome assembly.
GCCAGGUGCCCAAAUCCCUCCUCCAACCUCGCUUCCUGCCUCUCUUCUCUUCUCCUCCCCCAAAAGUCGCCGCUCUCGUCUUUGGCAGACGCAAAUACACCAAACGACCGGUAUCCCUCCGACAGCUUUGGGCUGAUCUGCGGUAUUCGCAAUCCACAGCACGAGUAGCAACCCGAGGAGACUCUCCCGCAGCCAGUCAGCGCCGUUCACUCCCCCACCACCGUAACGGCUGCCACGUCGACCUGCGCUGCGCAUACGCAAGCUGCCCAACAAGCGCCGCCACCAUCGAGAUACGGCCGCAUAAGACGCGGCCUGCCCUCUCUCUGCACACGCACAACAUCCCGUUUCUUACUGCUUGCCAACGAUCUGUGCGACUUGGAACCACGCUUGUUUGCAGGGACGCCAUAUCGCCUGAUCCUUCCGUCGUCGCCGUCGCACGCGAGCUGGUGGACGAGUCCUUGGUCUUGAGGCCAGCUACACCUGAUUGCCAAGACAGAACCAAGUGUCCCUCUUGCUUCUCAGACUCUGAUAGCUGUCCAGGAUUGGUUCGGGCUAUAUAUACGUACAUUCGGCCGCCAUGUCGCAAUCCCCUAUGAUUGCGGUGCCUCUCAAGGCUACCAACGAAAUCGAUUGGGUCACGCCGCUCAAGCAGUACAUCCGCAGUACCUAUGGCGACGAUCCCGAACGAUAUGCCGAAGAAUGUAAUACCCUAAACCGCCUGCGCCAGGAUAUGCGUGGAGCUGGUAAGGAAACUGCAUCCGGCCGUGAUAUGCUCUAUAGAUACUAUGGCCAACUGGAGCUACUCGACCUGCGCUUCCCCAUUGACGAGACACAUAUUAAGAUUGCAUUUACCUGGUUCGACGCCUUUACACACAAACCGACAACCCAAUACUCUCUCGCCUUCGAAAAAGCCUCCGUCAUCUUCAACAUCUCCGCCGUUCUCACUAGCCAUGCCGCUGGACAAAACCGUGCCGAUGAAUCAGCCCUGAAGACAGCAUAUCACUCGUACCAAGCCGCGGCUGGUAUGUUUACAUAUAUCAACGAAAACUUCUUGCACGCGCCUUCUUUCGACUUGAGCAGAGAUACUGUCAAAUCGUUAAUCCAUGUCUCGCUCGCCCAAGCGCAGGAAAUAUUUCUCGAGAAGCAAAUAUCGGCAAAGACAAAGAGUGCCUUGCUUGCUAAACUAGCAUCUCAAGCUGGAUAUCUAUAUUCGCAGGCACUCGAAGGUGUACAGGAGAACGUGUCAAAGGCCAUGUUUGAAAAGGUUUGGGCAACCAUGGUUCAGAUUAAAACUAACCACUUCAAUUCUGUGGCUCAAUAUUACCAAGCGUUAGCAGAUGACGAAGCUGGUCAGCAUGGUGUCGGCGUUGGCCGUCUGAUGGUAGCAGAAGCUCAGGCAAAAGAGGCUGAGAAACUUGCUCGCAACUUUCCCAGCUCCGUCCCUCCUAGCUCUAAUCUCAACCCUGAAUGCGGUGCACAGCUCCAAGAGAUGUGCAAGCGCCAACUUUCAACCACACAAGACAAACUCAAGGAAGCCAUCAAGGAUAACGACUUUAUCUACCAUCAGACAGUACCGCCUGAGGCCAGUCUCCCCGCCAUCUCGAAAGCCCCAGCAGCGAAGCCUAUUCCUGUCAGUGAGCUGUAUGCUGGUCAGGAUAUUCAACGGAUUACUGGUCCCGAUUUAUUCGCCAAAAUUGUGCCCAUGGCUGUUACGGAGACCGCCAGCAUGUACGAUGAGGAGAAGGCUAAGCUUAUCCGAGCAGAGACAGAAAAGGUCGACACCGCAAAUGGUGAAAUGGCUGCCAGUCUUGAUUAUCUGCGCCUACCAGGAGCUCUUCAAGUUCUUAAGGGUGGUGUUGAUCAGGAUAUCUUGCCAGACGAAGACUUUAGGCAGUGGUGUGAUGAUGUUGCAGACCACGAGGAUCCCACCGCAAUCUUUGAAUUCCUCAAAUCGGAAAAGGACUACGUUGUCACAGCGCUGGCUGAGUCGUCCAAACAACUAGAUACCGAAGAAGGAUCGUGCGAAAAGAUGCGAUCGAGAUUUGAGGGCCAAUGGACCCAGCAACCCAGCUCUGCCCUGACCACCACACUGCGUAGUGAUAUCCGAGGCUACCGCGAGGCACUAGAUGAAGCCAUGCGCAGCGAUUCGCAGCUCAUGUCAAAGCUGGUCCAAAAUGAAAAGGAGUUUGAUGAGAUGCGCCGGGCUGUCCAGGAAUCGGCCGUCGACCAACUCUUCCAAAAGGCCGUUGCCCAGUCGCGCGGAAGCAUUAGCCAAGGAAACAGCCCAGCUGUUGCUGAGCAGAGCUUGCUAGAUGCAGACUUUGGCGAAUCGGGACCGAGUGUCGUCGACCAGAUUGCAUUCAUUGAGGAUAUUCUGAAGAAGCUCAAUUCCAUUAAGCGCGAGCGAAACCAGAUAUUGAAAGACCUCAAGGACAAGGUACACACGGACGACAUUUCACAGGUUCUGAUUCUGAACAAGAAGGCAAUAUCGAACAACGAGUCUCAGUUUUUCGAACAAGAGUUGGAAAAGUUCAGGCCACACCAGAACCGUCUUUUGCAAGCCAAUCAGAAGCAAUCUGCGCUUAUGAAGGAACUCACUGUGACCUUUAACUCCCUUUUGCAGGACAAACGAGUUAGAUCAGAGCAAAGCAAGUACGAAACUAUUCAGCGUCAGAGAUCUACCGUCAUCAACCGAUAUAAGCGUGCAUACCAAGAAUUCUUGGAUCUUGAGGCUGGUCUUCAGAGUGCCAAGACUUGGUACUCUGAGAUGCGUGAAACGGUGUCAAGCUUGAAGAAGAAUGUUGACAGCUUUGUUAACAACAGGCGCGCAGAAGGGCUGCAGAUGUUGGAGCAGAUUGAACAGAGACGCGAGGCAAGCAAAUCCCAACAGGCAGAGCUGGAACAGGAGCGCUUACAGCGUCUGAUGGAACGUAUGGACGUUGGUAGCGCAGCACCCCAGUCUAGUCGACCAGUUCCUACACCACUCUAUGCAGCAGGACAGGCACCGAGAUAUGGACAGGCCAACAUGCAAAGCCAAUACAUGCCAACAUCGCCGCCUCCACAGCAACAGAGCUUCUCUGGCUACAGCAGCCCUCCACCUGGAGGCAGCUUCUACCAAGCGGCUUACAACCCCAGCCAGUAUGGUCCAACUCCUGGCCCAACAUCGCCGCCGCCUAACCAGACUUCGUUUGGACUCAACGCAAUGCGAAACCCGGCCUCUCCCCCGCCCAACCAAACGUCGUUCGGACAGACAUUCCAAAGCUACAACAGUUAUGCCGCAGGUCAGACAUCGCAACAACAACCUCAACACCAAGUUCAAUCACCGGCCCAGCAGCAGACGGGAUAUGUUCCUCCUGGAUUUGUUCCACCACCUCCUCCUCCGGGACCACCUCCUCUGGGGCCUCAGCAAACAGUACACUACCCUCAAGGCUAUGAGGCUGCUUCUGGCCAUGGCAUACAGCAGCAGCAGCACCGACGGGAUUCACAAGGCCAACAGCCACAUGAUCCCUGGGCUGGCUUGAGCAACUGGAGAUAAUCUUAUAGCAAACAAUGGAUGACGAUGGUUUCUAUGCCAGGAAUGGGCAGCAACGAAAAGUGGGAAGGAUAGCCUGUGUGUUAUAAGAAAAAAGAGCGCAAUUUAACUGUAAAUGAGAAACUAAAGAACUUUGCUUCGCAGCAUAAUAGCUAUUCUGUUCUGUAUAA